Molecule: messenger RNA, 1269 nt
Organism: Spodoptera littoralis (African cotton leafworm)
Lineage: Eukaryota; Metazoa; Arthropoda; Insecta; Lepidoptera; Noctuidae
Source: the annotation of a GenBank genome assembly
AUGCAGUGGGACAGCCUCUACUUCGUGUUUCUAGCGUUAUGCUGCAUUCAUACUGCAUCUGAACCGUUGCGCUUUCCUGAAGAUUAUCGAACAAAUGUUGUUCGAAGACGUCGAAGCGAUGAGAAGGACAAUCUCGCCUUGUCCAGGGAGAUAUUCAAAAAUAUCACGAAGCAACUACGCGAAAAUAUCAAGCGUGAAGGAGCGACUGACAGAAACGAUCAUUUGUUACAGAACAAGGUAGAAGAGUCUCGUCCCUAUGUGCCGUACCAGAGUUACCAUGAUCAUCAUCAUGAGCACCAUUGGGGCCCGUACUUCGAGGAGGAGAAGUACACCCAAGUGACGGCCCAUGUUGGGGCGGAGGCCUUGUUGAAUUGUAGAGUCGUCAUGCUCAAGGACAAAACGGUGAUGUGGUUGAGAAACACAACGGAGUCAGCACAACUCCUCACCGUUGGUCCAGCUUUAUACGCCGGCGACAAUAGGAUAGCAGUAAAGUUCCAAUACCCAAACAACUGGAGACUUAGUAUGAAUCCAGUGAAGUUGACAGACGCUGGUCACUAUAUGUGCCAAAUAUCCACACAUCCCCCAAGAACGAUAUUCACAAACCUCACAGUUUUACCUCCUGUAAUAUCCAUAAACGGUGACGAAACGCAUGAUGUGAAAGACAGAUUUUAUAAAGCGGGUAGCGCUAUAAAAUUGUCUUGUAUCAUAUCAGAACAAUAUGUGUCAUCUAUACCUAUUAAGGCCCCGUUGACGACGCCUAUACCUACAACCACACCCCUACCUACAACUACUACCACAGAAUUAACAACAAAAAUGAGUACAAUAUUCAAUAGAAUAGAUUUAAUGAUGAAUAAAAGCUGGAGUGUCGAAACUACGACGAUUACUUCAACUGUUAGCGUAAGUACUACAACUAAGAAAGCACCAGAGAAGACCACGACUGAACUGACUACUAUGAAACCUACAACACCUCCAGUAGAAAAUAAUAUUUAUGGAAUUUUUUGGAAGAAACAAGGGAAGGAUUUCACUGAUAAUGUCUCUUGGAGGAAUAUGAGUGCUACUAUCAGUGUGAGUUCAGCAUCACAGAAUGACAGUGGGACGUAUACAUGUUACCUACAGAACCAUUCUCAAGUCACAAUCAAUGUUCACGUUUUGAUCGGGGAGAACCAAGCCGCUGUACAACACAACACAGGGAACAAAGGAACACUUUUCUGGCAACCCCGAGUUUUGGCCUUUGUUUCCUGCACAACUCUUCUAUUAUUUUAUCCGUGA